GGGCGGGACAGAGAACGCGGGGCGCGGGGGAGGCUGCGCCGCAGCACCCGGUUGGUCAGGCCGAAGUGGGCCCAAAGCGGACGUGAACAGGGUCGGACCAAGAUGGCGGUGCAGGUGGUGCAGGCAGUGCAAGCGGUUCAUCUCGAGUCUGAUGCUUUCCUAGUUUGUCUUAACCACGCUCUGAGCACAGAGAAGGAGGAGGUGAUGGGUCUGUGUAUAGGAGAGUUGAAUGAUGAUACAAGGAGUGACUCCAAAUUUGGAUAUACUGGAACUGAAAUACGCACAAUUGCUGAAAAAGGUGAAACUGUCAGAAUUGUUCACAUUCAUUCUGUCAUCAUCUUGCGACGUUCUGAUAAGAGGAAGGACCGAGUAGAAAUUUCUCCAGAGCAGCUGUCUGCGGCCUCAACAGAGGCAGAGAGGUUGGCUGAACUAACAGGUCGCUCUAUGAGAGUUGUGGGCUGGUAUCAUUCCCAUCCUCAUAUAACUGUUUGGCCUUCACAUGUUGAUGUUCGCACCCAAGCCAUGUACCAGAUGAUGGAUCAAGGCUUUGUGGGACUUAUUUUUUCCUGUUUCAUAGAAGAUAAAAACACAAAGACUGGCCGAGUACUCUACACUUGCUUUCAAUCCAUACAAGCCCAAAAGAGCUCAGAGUAUGAGAGAAUUGAAAUCCCAAUCCACAUUGUACCUCAUGUCACCAUCGGGAAAGUGUGCCUUGAAUCAGCAGUAGAGCUGCCCAAGAUCUUGUGCCAGGAGGAGCAGGAUGCAUACAGGAGGAUCCAUAGCCUUACACAUCUGGACUCAGUAACCAAGAUCCAUAAUGGCUCAGUGUUUACCAAAAAUCUGUGCAGUCAGAUGUCAGCAGUCAGCGGGCCUCUUCUGCAGUGGUUGGAGGACAGAUUGGAGCAGAACCAACAACAUUUGCAGGAGCUACAGCAAGAAAAGGAGGAACUUAUGCAAGAACUUUCUUCUCUAGAAUAAAGCAGGAGACAAAGUGGGGGGUAAAAAACUUCUUUUCAAUUUGUGUACUUACUAAAUGUGAUCUCAAAAUGCACAUAACUGUAUAACAAAAUGCAUAACAUGCAGGCAGAAAAUGGAGUUGUUUUUAUAUCUUAGUGGAUAAGUUUUUCACAUUAGUUAAUCACAAGAUGUCUUCCUAAAAGUUUAUUAGAGCUAACUGAACCCUCAUCCCUCUAACUGGUCUACAAAGAGGAUUUGCAAGAUGAUGUAAGUAGAAUAUGGAAAUUAUUUUUUAAAAAGGCUAUUGGAGGUACAUUGGCAAGGGAUAUCUUGGAAUAAAAUGUCUUGGAAAUAUAUUUUAAAUGUUUGUUUUUACCUUUUUUAACUUGGAAGUCUUUAUCUUUAUUUUCAAAUACAUGUACUCCUAGAGUAAAUUAAAGAGUAUUUCUUAUUUUGAUUUCAUAGUUAUGAUACUUAUGUUGAAUAAGUAAAUAAUAAAUACACUAGGGUUAGUGCAAACUGUAGGUGACUCAGGAGCUCCCAACCUCUAUUCCUUGCCCAUUCAGAAAUUUGUCUCAUGUCUUCCUUCCUGAUUUCUACAAUAUGUAUUCUGAGAUACCUGUCUCUUGAAUCUAUGUGGGUGCCCUUUUUAACCAGACAGGUGAGUUCUAGCGUAUUUGACUCUGACAUGAAUUCCUAUUGAGUAGAUUUGAUCUGCCUAGGAAUUUCCAUUAUAUUAUAUACGUGUUUUUCCGGAAACAUUUAGCAUGUAGGAUGUAAUAAAAGUUAUGCUUUAAAAAGUUCAUUUUUUAUCAUGAGUAGACACAAAUGGUAAGUCUAUCUUCACAAAAGAGUCAGGACUACAGAUCAUGCCAAAUCUAAUAGACAAUAGAAAAAGAAAUACUUGA
Molecule: messenger RNA, 1865 nt
Organism: Otolemur garnettii (small-eared galago)
Lineage: Eukaryota; Metazoa; Chordata; Mammalia; Primates; Galagidae
Gene: BRCC3
Product: BRCA1/BRCA2-containing complex subunit 3
Exons: 10
Coding region: 103-978 (291 amino acids)
Biological process (GO): double-strand break repair
Cellular component (GO): BRCA1-A complex; BRISC complex
Molecular function (GO): polyubiquitin modification-dependent protein binding; metallopeptidase activity; cysteine-type deubiquitinase activity
Source: RefSeq, a predicted model, not a curated record